CUAGUAUCACCUUUACGCAGCGUCAGCCCAUCGACCACCAGCAGCACAGCAACGCCCAUAGCAACGCUUCUGCGCAUCCUCGCUCUGUUUCUCUGACCCAGCAACACCGGCCACCAUCAACCAACCUGUUUUUAAACGACAUUCUUAACGUUUUUUGCGCUGGCUCGAUCACAUAUCACAGUGUUUUUAUUUUUAAUUCCAACAAGGAACAUGAAUGCGCUGUGUGCAGUCAUUCUCUCAUCAGCCAAAGUCACUCCUCAUUCAGAGAGCCCUUUUUCCAGCUGAAACACUGAGGAAUCAUCCUCCCUUGUACUCACUUUUAAGUUCUGGCCUAUCAAGGCACUGGCAGUGGCACGGCGACUCCACACCCCACACCCUCUAAAUGAGGGACAAGGCCACUCAGACCCCUAGGGCCUGGGUAGAUGAGCGGAGGAGAGGCUCUCAUAAGCGAUCAGCUUCUUGCGGUAGCACUGAUCAGCUGAAAGAGAUUGUAAAAUUGCGGCAGCAGCUCCAGCGCAGCAAGCGCAGCAGUCGUCAUCGCCGGGACAAAGACCGCAAGUCACCAUUUAAUGGCAACCAUGCCAUCAUCCAGUCACAGUCUCAGAUGCCUAAAACCAUCCUGAUUCCCAUCCCCAUCUCCAAGUCCACGCCCCCCCGUUUCCGGAACAGCAUAGAGGGCCUCAACCAGGAGAUUGAACGCAUCAUCAUUCGGGACACUGUAGAACGAGAUGAGAUCAUAAUACCACAGGAUGUUCCUGAUGGGCACCGUGCGCCCCCUCCCCUCCCCCAGCGCAGCAGCAGCACCCGCAGCAUUGACACACAGACGCCCUCAAAUGGUGGGCUUGGCAGUAACCGUAGCAACAGCAGCAGCCGAGCUGACUCUGUCUCACCCUCGUACCUUAGCAUCCUUAACGACACAGUUGGAAACAGCCCACUCCUAAACGAUGACACACUCAAUGAGAUCAAAGAAAGAGACCUCGGACCUUGGUCUCCUCUGCCCAAAUAUGCUUCUUCUCCAAAGCCCAACAACAGCUAUAUGUUCAAACGUGAGCCUCCUGAGGGCUGUGAGAAAGUUAAAGUCUUUGAGGAAAACCAGCCAAGGCCUCUCCAAAAGAUUCCUCCAUAUCUUUGCCCAGACAGGAACAAGGUGAACUUCAUUCCCAAAAGCGGCUCCGCUUUCUGCCUGGUAAGCAUCUUGAAGCCCCUGCUGCCCACACAGGAGCUGAACUUCCGUAGCGGGAUGGGAUACCGCAGCAUCUCCCCCUCCUUGGUGCCUCUAGGUGGGGUUGGGGUCAGAAGCCUGUCCCCCUCCAUGGGUCCUGUCCUCUCCCGUGGACGUCAGUCACCAUGUCUCCCACGACACCUUGAGGAGCCAGAGGGUUAGAGUGCCGAGUGUAAAGCAAAUUUUUUGGUCUUAACCCAACAGAGGAACUUCAACUGGUGAUCAGAGAUGGUGUAUUUCCCAUACUCCAGUAUAAUUUGAUAGAAAUUGAUCUGAAACUUGAACAUGAAACAUUGUUUUGGUAUUAAAGGGUAAUGGUAUUACAUGUCUUCUUGCAUCUGAGGGAUCAAAAGGAGUUUUUCACAAUGGUGUAUGUAUAUAGACAAAACAUUUUCAGCAUUGCACUGCUUUUUCUCUACGAUUUAUUGCAUUUAUUGAUUUAUUUACCAUGAAGCCUUUUGGAUUUUCUUAUGCAUAGAUGCAUCCUUUAACCUUAAUGUAAGUGAUUUGAUUUACUGGCGAAGUGGAUAUGGAAGAUAUAGGUCACAUUUUUGCUUGCUUAUAGUUUACAUGCAGUUUGAAUAAUGUUGAUGGAACACACAGAAAUGUUGUAGCAAAUUUGAGGACUUACAAAUAUGCCUGAAUUCCACCACCUGUCUGUAGGAUUCCAUUUGCUUACUGUCCUUUUUCUAUCAUUGUCUCUCUACAUUUGUCUCUCCCCUUAAAUGUAUAGAGCUUUCCCACAUAUAUGUAAACCUAUAUGUGCUUAAUGUGAUUUGCUGAUGAGAGAGUAAAUUUUGAUGGUACAAGAACAGGCUGGACAUGCAUUAGGAGAAAGAGGAGACAAUGAUGAGGAUGUCUUCAGUAUUGGUCUUGGAACUGUAUUGAACAUUAUAUGAUGUCAUAAUGAAAAUCAAACAGUUUUAUUGAUAAGUAUUGAUACUUAAAGGAGGAGGCAUGGCUUUAGCAAAUAGUGAACAGAAAAUGUACUGAUUUGGACUGUAGCAUCUUUAUACUGUGAAAUACUCCAUUAAACAUCCUGUAAAUCUUCCUUUCUUCCUUAAAAUAAAAUCGAUAAGAGAUCAGACAAGAAAGAAAACAGGCAAUCAUGGGACAAAUGUCUGUAAUUGCCUUAAUACUAAAGAAAAAUAGAUACAUGUGUAAAUUAGACAGCUGUUAUUAAUUGUUAGGGGAAAUGUAUUGAUUUUGUUUUUAGCUGUUACCAGUAACAUUUUAGAAUUUUUGUCUUUUUUUUUUUUCUGUGAAU
Messenger RNA from Myxocyprinus asiaticus (Chinese sucker), 2489 nucleotides. Its product is annotated as protein FAM117B-like. Bases 383 to 1384 code for a protein of 333 amino acids. The transcript is spliced from 8 exons. The record is from RefSeq and is a predicted model, not a curated record. NCBI's taxonomy places the organism in Eukaryota, Metazoa, Chordata, Actinopteri, Cypriniformes, Catostomidae.